Messenger RNA from Trichomycterus rosablanca, 4298 nucleotides. It is a transcript of the gene gne, whose product is annotated as glucosamine (UDP-N-acetyl)-2-epimerase/N-acetylmannosamine kinase. The coding region runs from base 125 to 2338 and encodes 737 amino acids. The transcript has 12 exons. Gene Ontology annotation, molecular function: hydrolase activity, hydrolyzing O-glycosyl compounds; N-acylmannosamine kinase activity; UDP-N-acetylglucosamine 2-epimerase activity. Gene Ontology annotation, biological process: UDP-N-acetylglucosamine metabolic process. The record is from RefSeq and is a predicted model, not a curated record. NCBI's taxonomy places the organism in Eukaryota, Metazoa, Chordata, Actinopteri, Siluriformes, Trichomycteridae.
AGCAGUGUUUGGAUCACUCAUAGUGUUUUGAUUUUUUGAAUGUAAUUUACUAUCAAAUGAAUGAAUGAAUUAGACGGGAAUGAAGUAAAGUAAAUCUGAUAUUAAGGAGCUGUAUUAUCUGCAGAUGCAGCGGUCAUCAGGGCCGAAGAUGGAACAUGAGAAUGGAGAGAUGGAGAGAAGCAAGCGUAGGCUGAAAGUGUGCGUGGCAACAUGUAACCGAGCCGAUUACUCCAAACUGGCUCCCAUUAUGUUUGGCCUGAAGGCUCAUCCCGAACUGUUUGAGCUGGAUGUGGUGGUGCUCGGCUCACAUCUCAUCGACGAUUACGGUAAUACCUACCGAAUGAUCGAGCAGGACGAGUUCAACAUCAGCUCCAGACUGCACACCAUCGUACGAGGCGAGGACGAAGCUGCGAUGGUCGAAUCUCUCGGCCUGGCUCUGGUCAAGCUGCCUGAUGUUCUCCAUCGCCUGGCACCGCACAUCCUGCUGGUCCACGGCGACCGCUUCGACGCCCUGGCCGUAGCCACGUCUGCCGCGCUGAUGAACGUACGCAUCCUCCACAUAGAGGGCGGCGAGGUGAGCGGAACCAUCGACGACUCCAUCCGCCAUGCUAUCACCAAACUGGCACACUACCAUGCCGUGUGCACCCACGCAGCUCAGAGGCACCUGCUCGCCAUGUGUGAAGACCACAGUCGCAUCCUACUGGCCGGAUGCCCUUCCUACGACAGCCUGCUAAACGUGCAUAAGUGUGACGACUACACAGACAUCAUCAAGGCCUGGCUUGGUGACGGGGUGAAGGAACAUGACUACAUUGUGGCUUUGCAACAUCCUGUAACUACAGACAUUAAAAACUCUAUAAAGAUUUAUGAUCUGAUGCUGGACGCUCUUAUCUCCUUUAAUAAGAAAACUCUUAUUCUAUUUCCUAACGUCGAUGCUGGCAGUAAGGAGAUGGUGCGGGUGAUGAGGAAAAAGGGUAUCGAGCAGCACCAUAAUUUUCGGGCUGUUAAACACAUCCCCUUUAAUCAGUUCAUCCAGCUGGUGGCUCAUGCCGGCUGCAUGAUGGGAAACAGCAGCUGUGGAGUAAGAGAGGCUGGCGCAUUCGGGACGCCCGUCAUUAACCUGGGCUCGCGCCAAACAGGCCGUGAAACAGGUGAGAACGUGCUACACGUGAGAGAUGCAGAUGAACAGAAUAAGAUCCUACAUGCCCUGGAGCUGCAGUUCGGAAAACGAUACCCCUGUUCUAAGAUUUACGGUGAUGGUAACGCUGUGCAGCGGAUCCUGAAGUUCCUGCAGCAGAUUGAUCUGGAUGAGCCGGUGCAGAAGACGUUCAGUUUUCCGACAGUGAGAGAGGACAGUGGCUCUCAGGACAUCGACCACAUCCUGGAGACUCAGAGCGCACUGGCUAUCGACCUUGGUGGCACAAAUCUACGUGUUGGCAUUGUCACCAUGCAGGGGAAGAUCAAGAAGAAGUACAGCCAGCCCAACCCCAAAACCUACGAGGAGCGCAUGGAGCUCAUACUAAGCAUGUGCAAAAGGGCCAUGGUAGAUGCCGUUGACCUUAACUGCAGAAUUCUGGGAGUUGGGGUGAGUACAGGUGGCAGGGUGAACCCUCGUGAUGGGUUGAUAUUGGACUCCACUAAGCUGAUAAACGAGUGGAGCUGCAUCAAUCUGCGCUCGCCCAUCUCCAACGCCCUUCAUCUACCCGUCUGGGUCGAUAAUGAUGGAAACUGUGCUGCUCUCGCCGAGAAAAAGUUUGGCCACUGCAAAGGAGUAGAAAACUUUGUUACUGUGAUCACAGGAACUGGCAUCGGUGGCGGAAUAGUCCAGCACGGAGAGCUGAUUCAUGGCAGUACGUUCUGCGCUGCCGAGCUUGGACACAUCAUGGUGUCUCUGGACGGACCGGAGUGCUCGUGCGGAAGUCAUGGCUGCGUUGAGGCCUACGCAUCAGGAUUAGCGCUACAGAGAGAGGCAAAGAGACUGCAUGAUGAAGACUUGCUGCUGGUGGAAGGAAUGAGUGUGAAUAAUAAGGAACAAGUGAACGCAUCACACCUUAUCACUGCUGCUCGCCUUGGAAACAGUAAAGCAGAAGCAGUGCUCCGAACAGCUGGUACAUCCCUUGGUGUUGGCAUUGUGAACAUCCUCCACACAGUUAACCCGUCCCAUGUGAUCCUCUCUGGUAUUCUUGCUCAGCACUAUGAAAGUACUGUUAAAAACGUCAUCAGCCAGCGCGCCCUCUCUUCCACCAGAGAUGUAAAGGUUCUCGUCUCUGACCUAGACAGUCCUGCCCUGCUGGGAGCUGCCAGCAUGGUACUCGACUACACCACACGCCGCACCUACUGAGAUACCUGGAGCCAGUCGAAGGCCAUGUUUUUGAUCUCAAAGCUGUUCCCUUUUUUCUUUUUUAAUUUUGGCCUUUACCUGCCUUUACUAAAAUUCUGAGGGUGCGAGGUUCUCCGUUCAUAAAUAUGGAUUUUUUUCUUCUUAAAAAAAAAAACAGCUAAUCAGUGUUAGGCUAUGAAGCUCUGAGCAAUCAGACCAUGUAUGUAGGGUCCAGAAGGUCAAAAGCUCAUGGGCAAAUUCUCAAAAAACAUUUAGAAGGACGUCUAAUUGUUUCUUAGAGCUACCAGAGACUCUUGAUUAGCUACAAGGUUUUAAGUAUUAAUGUCUCUUUUCAAUUUUAUUAGCCCUACGUACUUAAGUACCUCUUUUUUUCUCUUUAUAAAGCAUGCUUUCUCUCAGACAUAAAACGUCACUACCCAUCCGUUUCAAGUCUUGAAGUGUCUACAUUUAAUUUAGGUCUGAAAAUGCCUCUCUUCAGUUCUUCAAGUCUUGAGGUGGCUCUCAUCCGGUUUGCCAAAUCUUUGGAGUGUUUAUCACAAUUGAUUCUAAGACUUAUGGCAAAUUAAACAAGAUGUUCACAAACCAGUCAUUUAGGCAAUAACAGUUAGGCAACAAUCAGGCAAUACUCUGAAUCAGUCAAAUUCCACACAUCAAGAAGGUUAAAUCGGAAGGCUUGUCUUUUUUUUUUUUUACAUGUAAUUCUGUUUUUUAUAUUCUAUACUUUUUCGCUUUUUUCAUUGUUUUCCUUUUUAAAUAUUUAUUUAGAAUUAAUUCAUUGUUAUUAGUUAUUUUUGGCUGGCCAUGUUGGUGCCUUUAAGAAGUAUUCGGGAUCAAAUCUUGUGAAUGGGAAUUUUUUUUUGUGUUAAUCCACUGUAGAAAUUCAUACGAUCAUAAUGGCAUAUGAAGGUGUUUGUUUAUGAAGGUGGAUUGCAAUUGGUGAGCAUGCACUAACUGAUGCUGUGUGCCAUGCUAUGUGAUACUGUAGGAAAAAGUCUUCAUAGUUAAUAUAAAUAUUAUAUAAAUCAAGGGCUUGCAAUAUUAAUUUUUUUAUAUUUAUAUAUAAUCCUAUACUUAUUACAGAUGGACAAUUUAAUUAUUAGCUUUAGUUUUUGUAGUAUCGUCUUCUGUUUUAAUGUGCCCUUGUCAAGCUCUUUUCUUCAUUGUUUAGUUUCCUUCGCCAUCUUACAGUCUUUUCCGUUACAUUAUGUAUUGAAGUGAAGUCUGUUGAAUGUCUAAUAAGCAAGGAAACUAGCUCAAACAUUACUAUCAGAAUUUAGCUGCAAAGCUUUAAUGAAGACUUUAAGGAGAAUGCAAUAAAAUAGUGUCAACUAGUAGGUCCUGGUUAACAAGAUUGUAUCUGAGUAGCCAAUUAAAAAGUUGAUUGAAACAUCACUAUUAACCUUUUUAUUCUUUUGUAUGAUUUAUUAAUUAGCAGAAAUUACAGACAUAAUUAUUUAAAAUUUAAUAUUGCCCAAUGUGAUAGCUUAUUAAAAGAUAAUUUGAUUUGAAAUUAUCUUACAUAGCCUAUAAAGGCCAAAUGUUCAAAGUCUUACAGACGAAUUCAACUCAAGAGCCUGUUAAUAGCAUGUUUACUGUUCUCAUUACCCAAUUUGUUCACACAACUUCACUUGUUGCUAGUAAACUAAGCUUUUUAACAGUGUUUCUAUACACUAUGUGUAGAAACCAGAAUGGCACAAAGCGUAUACAUUUCAUAGCAUAAUAGUUUUGUACAUUUUGUCAAAGUCUCACAUCACAAGUAAACAGAAGGGUGAGUGGUGAUGUUACAUUAAUUAGCUUCUAAUUUGCUGUUCUGUUGGUCAACUUGAGCCCUGCUCACAUCAGAUCAAAACCUGAUUGGUUGUCCUGUUUUGUCUGCAGUUUUCUAUCAUUGUUGGUAAUGUUCUGCUAUUGAAGUAAGACUGAAUGUGUCAUUUUUACCAAUAAAAUAAUAUGCUUUUAA